Messenger RNA from Xiphophorus couchianus (Monterrey platyfish), 2179 nucleotides. It is a transcript of the gene atf1, whose product is annotated as activating transcription factor 1. The record is from RefSeq and is a predicted model, not a curated record. Gene Ontology annotation, biological process: regulation of transcription by RNA polymerase II. The transcript is spliced from 8 exons. Gene Ontology annotation, molecular function: protein binding; RNA polymerase II cis-regulatory region sequence-specific DNA binding; DNA-binding transcription factor activity, RNA polymerase II-specific. Gene Ontology annotation, cellular component: ATF4-CREB1 transcription factor complex; nucleus. Lineage: Eukaryota; Metazoa; Chordata; Actinopteri; Cyprinodontiformes; Poeciliidae. The coding region runs from base 572 to 1504 and encodes 310 amino acids.
UUUUGGAGGCAUGUAAAAAAAAAAAGCUAUUAAAGUACAGAUUAAUAUCUCUGACUUAAUACAGGUUUAGUGGAGAGCAGGAUUUAAGUAAUAAGAUCAUAAUCCAUUGAAUUAUUGCACAACAGUAGUAUUAUUACACAAGUGCAAGUAUAUUUGUUUAAACCUUACAUACUUUGAAUAGAAAAUUUCCCCAUAUGUUUUUUUUACAACUACAAGUACAGAAUUACAAUAUGCAAUAAUAUUUUAUUCUACUGUUAAUACUGUUUUAUUGUACAACUCCUGCAAACUCCAACUUUGUGGCACGGCACGCUCAAACUUUUUCCUCCAAUCACAAAGCUCAAAGGAAUAAUUACGUAAUCCUUCUGUACUCAUAAGCCCCGCCCAUUUCCUUUGAGGGGGGGGAGAAAAGUGGUCAGCUAUUUUUUUUUUUUGCUGACAUCUUCGUGUUUUUAGCUGUUAGCCGUUACUGCUAAGUAAAUUUACAGGUUCCUACCGAAAUAAAAGUCUUUACACCAAUUGCCCGAGCUUCACGCUGUGAACAAGAACAGUCCCACUUCAUUGAGAAGUUACUAUGGAAGAAGUACAGCAGGGCAGCAAUGGCACUGAGUCACAGACUGCAACCAUUCCCACUACCAUCACAUCCUCUCAGUUCUCACAGAUAGCGCAGCAGAUGUCAUUGGGAGGCUCUUCUGUGACUGUUGUGCAACUGCCUGGGGGUCAGUUUCAGGUUCAGGGAGUGAUCCAGUCUGCACAGUCAUCAGUCAUUCAGUCCCCUCAAGCACAGAGUGCAACGGCCCAGGGUAGUGAUAGUGAAGAUUCACAAGACUCCUCAGAUAGUGGAACAACAACCCAGAAGACCAGAGAAAUACUGGCAAGGCGGCCGUCAUACAGAAAGAUCUUCAAUGACCUUUCAUCUGAGGAAACAACACACAUAGAAAGACAGGAUAGCAGCCCAGCAUCCACAGGAAUGACAGGUGUUACUGUACAAAGCACACCAAUCUACCAGACCAGCACCGGCCAGUACAUUACCAUUGGUGCUAAUGGCACAAUCCAGCUGGCAUCUCCAGGAUCUGAAGGCAUUCAGGGUCUACAGGCCGUCACUAUGGCCAACGCUGGUGGAGCACAAGGCGCUACCAUCCUUCAGUAUGCCCAAACACCCGAUGGUCAGCAGAUACUCGUGCCUAGCAACCAAGUAGUAGUACAAGGUGCCGGAGGAGAGGUGCAGACGUACCAGAUUCGGACAGCACCCACAUCUGCCUCCCUUCCCCAGACUGUUGUGAUGAGCUCUCCUGUUGGACUGUCCCAGACUAAAACUGAUGAUCCAACACUAAAGAGGGAAAUCAGGCUUGCAAAAAACAGGGAAGCUGCUCGCGAAUGUCGGCGGAAGAAAAAGGAAUAUGUUAAAUGCCUGGAAAACCGUGUUGCAGUUCUGGAGAACCAAAACAAGACAUUGAUUGAAGAACUGAAAACAUUAAAGGAUCUUUACUGCGUUAAAACAGGAUAAACUUUUUCAAUCCAUAUUGAGGCGGUGUGAAAUGACACAGCUCUCAUUCAUUUGGACAAGUCUGGGUUUCUGGGAACACUUCAUUUCAGGCUGAAAGCCUCAAGUCUUUUUUUUUUUUACUCUGAUAUAAAGUGACUUUUGGCAGUGAGAUUUACUGGACAAAUUUACAAUUUUUCCAACUGCUGUUUUUUUAAGCAAAGAAAAAAAAUGCUAACACUAUAACAUUUAUAGUUGUGUACAUUUUUAAUACUGGGAGGUUUGAAAUUGUGAGCUUUAACGUUGAGUCUCAGUUUCCAAAUGUAUCCCUUUCCUAUUUUCUUGUGUUUUUAAACUUGUUGCUAUUGGAGUUAAUUGACCAGCAUCUAAAGAAUAUUGACUGUAUAAAUAUCACAAAGAUGCAAUUUCUUUUAAUUAUGUGAACCAGCAAUUCCCCUCUUUUCCCUUUUUAAAAAGAUGUUACAACUGUCAUUCCUUAUAUUUGUGCAAUGGAGUAUAAAGGGUAUCAGAAAUAUUAAAUGUGGUUUGGUUGUUACUUGGCAGUUAUUUUGACAAUCAGGGAAAAAGCACAUAGUCCAGGUAAUAUUUAUUUGUACAUCUUGGGAGGAGUGAGAAAGAACAAACAGUAUAUGAAAUGUUGCUGAUUCGGUGAGUAAAUAAAUAUAUUUUCUCUCAGUA